Molecule: messenger RNA, 1383 nt
Organism: Aspergillus wentii DTO 134E9
Lineage: Eukaryota; Fungi; Ascomycota; Eurotiomycetes; Eurotiales; Aspergillaceae
Product: D-arabinose 1-dehydrogenase (NAD(P)(+)) ARA2
Exons: 1
Coding region: 1-1383 (460 amino acids)
Biological process (GO): dehydro-D-arabinono-1,4-lactone biosynthetic process
Cellular component (GO): cytosol
Molecular function (GO): D-arabinose 1-dehydrogenase [NAD(P)+] activity
Source: RefSeq, a predicted model, not a curated record
AUGGGUCGUCCUUCCGUGCCGCUAUCGGCCGAUCUCCCCCCGCUCAUCAUGGGCACGGCAACAUUCAAUUCGCAGUUUAACAAAGAUCCCUACUCCCUUCCUACCAACGAACUCGUCCAGCGCGCCCUCUCUAGCGGUGUCCGUGCCUUUGAUACCUCGCCCUAUUACGGCCCCGCGGAGGAACUCCUGGGUCGGGCCCUGGCCACCGAUUUCGUCCAAUCCAACUUCCCCCGCUUCACAUACCGAUUGCUCACCAAGGUCGGUCGAGAGGGAGGGGCAUCGUUUGACUACUCGCCGGAAUGGGUGCGAUACAGUAUCGGUCGUAGUCUACGACGGCUUCACACUGACUACCUGGAUGUGGUCUACUGUCAUGACGUCGAGUUUGUGAGCCCCGCACAGGUGCUGGAGGCCGUUCGCGAGCUGCGACGCAUUCGCGACUCCGAAGGCACAAUCCACUACGUGGGUAUCUCUGGUUACCCGGUUGAUGUGCUAUGUGAUAUGGCAGAGAUGGUCCUUCACGAAACAGGUGAACCGCUCGAUGUGGUCAUGUCCUACGCCAACUUCACGCUGCAGAAUACCCGCCUGCUGACCCAAGGCCUGCCCCGAUUGUUGGCGGCUGGAGUGGACGUUAUCCCCAAUGCCUCGCCGCUGGGCAUGGGACUUCUCCGACGCGUGGGUGUCCCAAUUGGAGGCAUGGGAGAUUUCCACCCAGCGCCAGAGGGUCUCCGCGCCGCCAUCCAGCGCGCGGGCCAGUGGGUCGACGAACAAGACGAAAAACUGGAGGGCGUUGCCAUUCGCUUCGCGCUCGAGUCCUGGCUGCACCAAGGCGCAAAGGCUGGAGCUUUGGGUCCGCCUCUUGCACCCUCUGCCCAGACCGAUCCGGGCCUUCUCUCCGCCAUCAAUCUAGGCACUGGCGAACGGUUGGGUGUCAGUGUCAUGGGUGUGAGCAAUGAAGACGAGCUGAACGAGACCUUGCGGGUCUGGCGCAGUGUAAUUGACGGAUUGGAGAAUCGCGAAGAUGAUAACGAUGAUAAAUUCAACAAUACCCUCGCACCUACUGUUCCAACCACCAACCAAACCCCAGCCAUCCUCACCCCCUCGGAGGGGAUUAUCACAGACCGCGCCUGGUCCCAGGCUAGAUGCAGUCGCAUUUUAGCCCACUUCCAGAAGAUCCAGUCCAUUCUAGGACCUGAUUGGGUUGACUUCACCUGGCCCAGCCCUGGCCCAGAUUUCGUCAACUCACUCUCAGCGGAGCACAUGGCAACUUUGAAAGCACUGGCUGGAAAUAGUGAGGAUUUUGAGAAAGGCAACGGUUACAUUCCCACUCCGCCUUUGGAUGCAGUGGACGGAGACUCUGCAGCUCCGGCUGAGGUUGCUCUAUGA